Messenger RNA from Gongylonema pulchrum, 213 nucleotides. The record is from the annotation of a GenBank genome assembly. Lineage: Eukaryota; Metazoa; Nematoda; Chromadorea; Rhabditida; Gongylonematidae.
AUGGAUACUUGUCUGCACGAAUUUUCACAUGAGAAUUCAAAGAAUAAGCAGUGGAACUGGUUGCAGGUCUAUGAAGGCGACGAGCACAAACCAAAAAUCGUAAUACAUCCAGCAAAUGAGGCCGAAGACGAUAUGUUACCUGCACAGUCAACUAUGCCGAGGACACCGCGACCACCCAGUACGCCUCGUCCCCCACGGAAACAGUUCACCUAA